UGCCUCAUUUUCUACCAAAUUAUACAAAUAUGAUUUAUUUACAGAAUGCAGCGUUCUUUUAUCAUAUAGCUAUCUGCAUAGAAUUAGCGUCAUAGAUAAAGAACGCGUGCACGGGUAAUUGAAACCAGUUCACCAGGAAACGGUGCGAUUGUUUAGAUGCCACGACGUUGCUGAAUCUUUUCUAGUAUGACACGAAAAACGCUUGGUUCCACUGGGGCUCGAACCCAGGACCUUCUGCGCGGGAGCCGAAAAUAGUUAAGCUUAACUUCUCUUAACUUUUCCCAUUCAUUCUCUAUGGUAGUGCUUAACACUACGGAUGCAAUAUUCUUUUGGCCACACGUACACUUCAUGGCGUUGUUUCGUCUUUUCCGUGGCGGGUAAUUUAAGAAGUGUAGUGUCAUCGGAAAGAUAUUUGUUUACCGAAUUGUCAGAUCAGUAAACUGGUUUUGUACAACAAAUAUUAACUGUCUAAACUACCUUAAGACAGAUAUUACAUAUGGUGACUGCUGUUUUUAAAUAACGCGAUUAAGCUGACAAACCAAGACACAGCAGGAUGAAGGUGAAGGUGAUCUUCCCAGGCAAAAUUAAAGUGUGCUUCAGGAAAGGACCAACUGGAUAUCUGAGACAAGAUCCCUCAGAUGAAGCCAAGAGGAUCAAAGACAACCCCAAUCUCCAGGACAAAUCAGCCCCUCAGGGGGAAGACAAGGUCAAGGAAAAUGCUCGCUCUGUUGUCUUCAUGAGAGGAGGAGAUGUGUCAGACAGACAGGAGGUGCUGGGAGAGUAUGUGCUUCAGUUUGGAAAGUACAAAGGCAAGUCAUUCCGGUGGCUGCUUGAGAAUGAUGUAGGCUAUACCAUGUUCUUGACUAAGAAGGUUGAGGACGAGGAGAGAGCCGGACAGUUUAAACCAGAGGGUCCCAAGAAGGACAGCCUACUUUCAUUUCUUGACUACAGUAGAAGCUUCCAGGAAAUCAAGGACCUCAUAAAGUAUUUAUCUGGAAGAUCAGUGGCACCACCUGUAAGAAAUGAAGAUGACAACUUGGUUGGCUUUGGGAUUAAUGCAGACAAGACUUGGUGGGAUAUUUGGGAGAGCAGAGCAGAUGGAUAUGCUGCAUUCAUCCUCCAAAAACAGUGUGUUCCAGGCAGCAAAAUGUAUCGGCUGCAGCAAUACCUCACUCAGAAAAAGAGACAGCUUCAGAGUGUUUCAGAGGAACUUGCUUCCUCUGGCCUUGCAGCAUCUGCCUCUCAUCCUCUAGAAAUGGAGGAUGAUGAAGAAUUGGAGAGAAUGAUGCUUUCUAUAUCCCCAUCAAAACUCCAAGGCCAACUGAAAGUGGAGGAGGGUGAAGAAUUGGGUAGGAUGAUGCUACCCGCAUAUUCAUCUAAAAUUCCAGGCCAGCUGAGUUCAGAAGUUGUUGGAGUCCCAGUGGUCAAAGGUCUUAUUCUACUGCAUACAAGGGAUGAUUCUGACAUGAAUCAGGAUUAUCUGUUCUGCAUUGAUUUGUUGCUGUUUGUUGUUUAGGCCAUGUUCAGGCCUGUUCUUA
Messenger RNA from Carassius auratus (goldfish), 1538 nucleotides. RefSeq lists its product as uncharacterized. NCBI's taxonomy places the organism in Eukaryota, Metazoa, Chordata, Actinopteri, Cypriniformes, Cyprinidae. The transcript has 5 exons. Bases 554 to 1516 code for a protein of 320 amino acids. The record is from RefSeq and is a predicted model, not a curated record.